Molecule: messenger RNA, 1230 nt
Organism: Aegilops tauschii subsp. strangulata
Lineage: Eukaryota; Viridiplantae; Streptophyta; Magnoliopsida; Poales; Poaceae
Product: receptor kinase-like protein Xa21
Biological process (GO): protein phosphorylation
Cellular component (GO): membrane
Molecular function (GO): ATP binding; protein kinase activity
Source: RefSeq, a predicted model, not a curated record
AUGAAGAGCUUCUCAUAUGCUGAUCUAGCCAAAGCGACAAAUGGUUUCUCUCCAGACAAUUUGGUUGGCUCAGGGGCAUACGGAUCAGUAUACAAGGGUGUACUUGAGUGUGAAACAAAUGGAAUGAUUGCUGUCAAAGUUUUCAACCUUGACCAACUUGGAGCACCAAAAAGCUUUGUUGCCGAGUGUGAGGCCUUCAGAAACACUCGUCAUCAUAAUCUUGUAAGGGUGAUUUCUGCAUGCUCAACAUGGGACAACAAGGGGAAUGAUUUCAAGGCUCUUAUUAUUGAAUACAUGGCUAAUGGCACCCUAGAGAGCUGGAUUUAUUCAGAAACAAGAAGACCGUUGAGUUUGGGCUCCAGAUUAACAAUAGCAGUGGACAUAGCUGCUGCACUGGAUUAUUUACAUGACAGUUGUGUGCCCCCUAUAGUCCACUGUGAUUUGAAGCCUAGCAAUGUGCUUUUAGAUGAUGCCAUGGGUGCCCGUCUCAGUGACUUUGGGUUAGCUAAGUUCCUUCAAAGUCAUAACUCUUCAAAUACUAUUACUUGUACAAGCUUAGCAGGACCGAGAGGAUCAAUUGGAUACAUUGCACCAGAGUAUGGCAUCGGGAACAUGAUCUCAACAGCGGGCGAUGUCUACAGCUAUGGAAUUGUCAUCCUAGAAAUGCUCACGGGGAAAUGGCCAACAGAUGUAUUGUUCAAGAAUGGCCUGAGCCUUCAGAAAUUCGUGGGAAAUGCAUUCCCCGAAAAGAUCUGUGAGAUACUUGAUCCUAAUAUCAUCGGAGACGAAGUUGUGGACCAUGGAAAUCAUGCAAUGGGGCACAGAAAUAUAUUCAUUAGCCUAGCAUGUUCUGAAUUUCUGAGGGCGAUGAUGUUAGAUUUGGCAAAUGGAAACAUGCUGCCAUUUCAGGAACCAGGAGCUAAAAUUAGAGGUUACCCGAUCCAUUCGGAGAGGAAGAGGAACACCGGAGCAGCUGAGCAGUGCGGGCAGGGAGCUCGACCCGGCGCUCCUCAGCGGAACGGCGGAGGCAGCUCGAGCAGGGGCCGCAGGUCGGAGUGGGAGGGCACUCACGCCUGCUCGCACCGCCGAGGCGGGAGAGGUGCCAUGGGCGGCGCGGUCGCGCGGAGGCCGAGCAGGGCAGCAGCAGAGGUGGCGGGCAGGGCGGCGGCCUGGCGGCCGUGCAGCUGGGCGGCGGGCGCGGACUGGGCGGGGAAUGCACGCUCGGGGUAA